Molecule: messenger RNA, 3262 nt
Organism: Larimichthys crocea (large yellow croaker)
Lineage: Eukaryota; Metazoa; Chordata; Actinopteri; Sciaenidae
Gene: tor2a
Product: torsin family 2, member A
Exons: 5
Coding region: 103-1038 (311 amino acids)
Cellular component (GO): endoplasmic reticulum; endoplasmic reticulum lumen; nuclear envelope
Molecular function (GO): ATP hydrolysis activity; ATP binding
Source: RefSeq, a predicted model, not a curated record
GGAUGCGUUCCUCUAAGUAGAAAAACUACAAAGCGAGUUGUUAGCGUAAGGAGAAGGUCCGUUCAGUUUUUCCUGCCUGCCAGCUGCCAAUAGGCAGCCAAAAUGCUGGCCGUCCUGUGUGUGCUGUUUUUAUACUUUUAUAACCCGGUUUGUGGAGUUUUUCAGAAACUUUACUGCACCAUAUCAGACAGCUGCGACUGCGACUUCAAGCCGAACAUCAGAGACCUGGAGUGGGACCUCUACAAAAAUCUUUACGGACAACACUUGGCCCAGGACAUUGUGUCAGAGGAGGUUACAAGGUUCCUUCAGAAUAAAAACCCUGAGCGGCCCCUCGUGCUGUCUUUUCAUGGCUCCUCUGGGACUGGGAAGACGAUGGUCAGCUCAAUGCUGGGAAAUCAUCUGUACGGAUCUGCGAUGAGCAGCCCGUACGUCCAUCAGUUUGUCCCCACGCUGCACUUCCCUUUACCUGGCCGGGUCAAGAAGUACAGGGAGGAGUUGAAGAGCUGGGUGCAGGGGAACUUGACAGAGUGCGCUCGCUCUGUUUUCCUUUUUGACGAGAUGGAGAAGUUGCCUCCAGGUCUCAUCGAUGUCUUGGAGCCCUUCCUGGGUCCCUCCCACGUUGUGUUUCGUACCAACUACCGCAAGGCCAUCUAUGUCUUUAUUAGCACCACAGGGGAGGAGGUGAUUAACAAAAUGGCAGUGGAGAACCGGCAGGCUGGACAGGACAGAGAGGAGAUUAAAUUGGCCGACUUGCAAAAAGCCAUCGCAGAAACAGUGUACAACAGCAACACAAGUGGCUUCUUCCACUCCAGCAUCAUCCAGCAGAAGCUCAUCACCAGCUUCGUUCCGUUUCUUCCGCUGAGUCGACACCACGUCGAGCGUUGUGUGCGCUCGCAGCUCUGCCAGCGAGGUAGCUGUGCCCGCAGUGACGUGGUAGAGGCAGUAGGGGGCGACAUGAUCUACACUCCCAGUUCAGGAAAGUACUUUUCCUCGACAGGCUGUAAAGCUGUCCCUGCCAAAAUCAACCUCUUCCUGUGAGUUGAGGGGUUGGGGAGCUGUUUGAUGAUAUAUGACUGAAAGGGAAACUCCCUCUGACGUGAGUCAGUGAAAAGAAAAGAUCUCCGAGACUGUCUCAUUUAGAGCAGCAUCUGGAACAGGCUGAGAUUCAGAGUUGACGAGGCCUCCUGCGCUCACAACUCCCAGAAUUCAAAGUGGUUUUGUGCCAUCGGUGUCUCUGAAGGUAUCUCUACCGAAGCAGUCGCUACAUGUCCAACUGUGAGCACAGGAGAGUUUAUUCCCUGAGCUUUACUCAGUGUCUAAAUCAGCCACGCUCUACCUCAAACCCACCGCUCCCUUUUAAUUUAUGAACUCUUAAGUUGGUACAGUGCGGCUUCAGAUUUCAGCUGCAGUUGAUUUACCAUCAGUGCGGGCCAUCCAUUACUUUACUCUAAAGUUUAUUUAUCCUGUAUUUAUUUCUCAACACCACCCUCCUUUUGCUCUCAUACAGUCACACUGUUCACUAUGGGAAGGUUCCCAAUUCGCCCAUGCAUAGGAGGCGAAGGAGGAAGAAGCUUUUCUCACUGAUGCAGAUUUUCAGUUUUUUAGUUUACUAAAAGGGACCAGCAGUUCCUUAAAGGGAGUCAAAAGUCAAACGAUUUGUUGGUUUAAUGUGUUUUUUCUAGUGGAAAAAGUCUUUAUGGUCAACACAAAGUUGCAAAGAGUUUGUGCAUGCAGCAGUUAAAGAUCUAGAUCUAUUGAGCUAUCGAUUAUGAUGUAAUUGUGGCUUCUUUUCCUUUUUUUUUUUUUUAAUGGGGAGUAGAAAUUGAUUUCAUGAACUCAUUCAACUUGUGUGCAAGUGUUUAAAAAAACACUAGAAUAAGAAAUACAAUGUUUUCACUUUGAGUAAUUGGGUUUUAAUUCCAUGUAAGAUUGAGAAAUAUAGCAGAGGUUUAAGCAGUACAUUCAGGGCAGAUAUUUUAGCUCAUGCCAUCAUUGGUUUUUAAUCAAACCUAACCAUUUAAAAGUAUACAAUAAUUAUAAUGAUAUCAACAAAUACUGGUUUUUAAAUAGGAAUUGAUAUAUGAGCUCCCAGAAUAAAUGCAUUUUAUGACUUUACUCAGCCAAUUUUAGUUCUCCUCUGAAUUAAUGCUGUACCAAAUUACAUAUUGUAUGUAUUGAUGAUGUAUUUUCUUCUAGGAGGCUGUGUUGAGAUUUAAGUGAUACCUAGGUCCUGUCUGAAGAGUGCCAUGUCUAUUUUAAAUAAAUGGAAAAACAGAAGAAAGGAAAAGAAAUCUAAAGGAAAAAAUAGAUUUUACUUGAAAAUGGUUUAACUUUGCAACUUGUCCAACAGGGGUUGAUGUUAGAGCUUUGGUGCAGGUCAUCAGUUGUGCCAUGAGGUGGCAGUAAAGACUUAAUUUGGCCAUGAGUGGAAGAGUUGAAGCAGAGUUCACCUGCUGCUAAGUGCAUCUUAAUUCAGUUUAUGCUCAUGUGUGAGUUCUGUUUAAAAAAAAAAAAAAAAACUUUAUUUUUGUUUUAGUGUAAAAUGUUUGCUGCCUGUGUGUUUAAACACACUCAAAGUGCACUUUACUUUUGGACCAGAUGUUUUAUUGAGAUGAAGAGCAGUUUGUCUCGCUCCAUCUUUGUGAAGGCAAAGAAUGUGAUGAGAAGUCUGUAUGUAUCUGCCAAAAAAGCCACGAGUCUGAAUUGUUUCCGACUAAUUAAUCAUUAUAAAGCAUCAAUUAUUUGUUGUAUUAAGUGAUGGAGAAGACCUGUGGCAGCAAGUCAUACAAUUAAAAUGCAGCAAUAUUCAAGGCAAAGACACAUGGAUAGACUGCAUACUGAUACACGAUACAGACGCAUCAUAUUCAGAAGUCUGUAACGGGCCUUUACUGUUCAGUCAGCAUUGACAACCUGUUCAAAAUGAAGCCAUCAGUAUUUAGAUGCAUUGUCAUCCUAGUACAGUAUUGUUUGUAGUAUUUUUCUUCUUCCAUAGAGAAGGUAGCCUGCAAACUUUCACAAGACUCUAAGCAAAAUGGUCAGUUGUGGCACGUAGCACAGCAGCCAGGCACUAUCAGUGGUGAUCAGACUUCCUACCCUGCUAUGGUAGAUGGAUAUCAUCUCCCACAACAAUCACUACCAGAAGCAGCUGUUUGUUUGUUUUUAAUUUUAUAUCUUCGAGUAUCAUGUGAUCAUGAAAUUUGAGCCACUGAAGUGACUGACGCUUACUCUAAAGCCAAAAUAAAUAAAUAAAUACACAACAAAA